CUUCCAGAACUCUUAGUGUUUGAAUCCUGAACUCUGUGUUUGUUUUUCUUUCAUUUCUGCAUAAAGUCUGGAGCUGAGAGAUUGAAAUGAUUCUUACAUGAUUACAAAUUUUAAACCAAACUCAUCGCAGCGCAACGAGGAAGAGGAAAGAGCUGCAGGUCGAAGCAGGAAGAGGAGGAAGAAGAAGAACUGAGAGGCGAUCAGAAGCAAGAGCGACGGGGAGGAAGAUCUAAAAAAAAAAAAAAAAAAAGAGGAACAAAAUCCAGAAAAUAAAAGAGAAACUCUGCAGCUCAGCGAGGAUCUAAAAACCGAGAAGGUAAAUCAGAGAGGAGCUGGUCUGAGACGACCAUGAGGCUGAAGAGUCGACUCUGUUUCCUGGUUCUGGUGAUUUCUUCUGUGUCGAGAGGAGAAAACCAAACUACAGUUUCUCCACCAGGUGGCGACGAGAAAGCGGAGAAUGAAGCUUCCUCCACUCCUACGGUUCCACAGUCUCUGAAUGACACCAGACAUGAUGCUAACAGCUCCACAGCGACCAAUCAGAGCCCAGCAUUGGUGGAGACGGUUUCCACGCCUGUAGUAGGAACGCCGGGUAAUGAAACGACAACUGAAGGUUCGUCACAGUCUUCAGCCUCCGUUCACGUGACGACGGUUUCUAUGACGACGGAUCUCACCUCACCCGAAGCCACAACACCUAGUGAGGAGGAAGAUGGAAAUACUUCCUGGGGCUAUGUGUUCCUGGUGAUGAUCGUCCUGGUCAUCAUCGUUCUGUGUGUCAUCCUCUACUUCCUCCGCAGAGCCUCCAGGACGUAUUCCUUCGACCUGCAUCGUCCCGGUCCGGUGGAUCACCCGAACCUGCCCAUCGGCACCUUUGAGCCGGUUUACCUGGACGACCUGGAGCGACCGACUCCCAAAGAAAACACGAUGACCGAAGAAGCUCCUCCGGCUGCCAACGGAACCAGUCUGACGGAGGAAAAGUCCUCGAGUGGACACAACGCUGCUCAGGAACAUCUGGAUGUCAAUGGUUUGGAGACAUCACCCACCAGUAACACCAGUGAAUCGCCAGACGCUGACCCAGUGCAGCCCCUGGACAGUCCCAGUCUGAUGUUCGGUGAUGCUGAAGAGCAGCAGAACGAGAACAACAACAAUCCCUCGGUUUGUUCCAACGAGCCUUUCGUGGAGAUAAACCUGGAUGAACCGGCCUGGUGUGAUCAGCUGCUCACCUCCCCUCAACCUCCGUCAUCCGUCCUCCUGUUCUCUCCUUUCUCCUUCUCCUCAUCCUCUUCUUAGCAUCUCACUGGAUCUGUCUUCUUCAUGUCAAACUAAACAUUCAGAUUAGGAGGUUGCUUUGAUCCACUAAUCUUCUUGUAUUCCACUUUUUACACCAACACACCUCAAAACGCGACAUUCACCCAAACCACGUCCAGCAGCAGUCAGUACAUCCCUGUACAACAUCAUUCAUCCAAAAAGAGCUAAAACCUGUCCAACGUGACUUCAGAUUUGUCCAACAAGACUAAAAACUCCAAAAUAAGUGACAAAAAUUGUGAAAUGAUGGUCCAAAAUGAUCAGAGGCUUUGCAAAUGUUAAGUAUUUGUCAUAUUAACUCAAAAGUUGUGUAAUAGGACCGAAAAUUAGUCCAAACUGCUUUAAAAUUCAUUUAAAACGUCUUGAUAUUUGCUUCAAACCGACUAAAUAAUUUGUCCAAAACGAGUUAAAAUUUGUCCAAAAUGACUCUAAAUGUGCAAAAUAGCUCAAAAUAUGCCCAAAAUGAACUAAGAAUUAUUCAACAUGAUUCAAAAUUUGUCCAAAAUGACUAAAAAUUUGUCCAGAAUGACUCAAAAUUUGUCCAGAAUGACUCAAAAUUUGUCCAGAAUGACCAAUUAAUUGCUAAAAUUAGUAAAAAAGGUGUCUGAAAUGACUCCAUAACCUUCCAAAAUGACUAAUUUGUGUUAAAUUUCUCAAAACAUGUUCAAAAUGAGUCAAAAUUUGUCCUAAAAUAGUCCUAAAUUGUCCACAUUAACUGUAAAUAUGUCUAAAGUAACUAAAAAUUACUGGAAAUCCGACCAAAAUUACCUAAAAUAUUUUCAAAACGAGAUAAAAUUGGUCAAAAAUGAAUUAAAAUUCAGUCAUAACUUAAAAAUUGUCCAAAAUGGCUCUAAAUGUGAAAAAGAGCUCAAAAUAUACCCAAAAUGGACAAAUAAUGACCCCAAAUGAAUCAAUAUUGGUCCAAAAUUAGUCAAAGUCUUUGCAAAAUUACUCAAAAUUUGACCAAAAUAACCCAUUAAUUGCUAAAACUAGUAAAAAAGGACUUCAUAACUGUCCAAAAUGACUCAUUUGUGUUAAACUUCUCAAAAUAUUUUCAAAAGAGGUUAAAAUAAAGAUUCCAGAGAAUCUCAGUAAUUAAAGUUAGACUCACUGAGUUCCUGCUGUGGAUCCUGAAUUUAAUAUAAAAUAAACCUAAACUGGUAGUUUGUAAUCUGACAUCAGAGAGAUUACUAGUUCUACUGUUAGAAGUAAUCUGAUUACUGUCAUGUGUUAGAGUAGAUUACACUGCGCUGUACUCAAACUGUGGUUAGUUUCUGUAAAUACUGUUUCUGUUUGACAUUUUGACAUUUUCUGUUUGUGAUGGUGGAUGUUUCUGAGUGUAUCAGAAGAUGAAAUGUGUUGACUUUAAUUUGUAGUGACAAUUAUUUUCUAAUUUUUUCUUUUUGAUUAAAAAAAACCCCAAAAAACUGACUAGAAUUACAAAAAUUUACAUUUUCAUGCAACAUUUGGCUUCAUUUAGGAAACCCCAAACUGACAUAAUAAUAAUAAUAAUAAUAAUAAUAAUAAUAAUAAUAAUAAUAAUAAUAAUAAUAAUAAUAAUAAUAAUAAUAAUAAUAAUAAUAAUAAUAAUAAUAAUAAUAAUGACCUGCUGGUUCAGUGUUAAAUGGUUGAUAUUAAAGUGUUUUCUCUGCAGUUUGUAUUUUUGUGUUGUUAUAAAUAUGAAUUUGGUGUUAAAAUAAAACUAAACUUGGCUGA
Molecule: messenger RNA, 3018 nt
Organism: Amphiprion ocellaris (clown anemonefish)
Lineage: Eukaryota; Metazoa; Chordata; Actinopteri; Pomacentridae
Exons: 10
Coding region: 349-1287 (312 amino acids)
Source: RefSeq, a predicted model, not a curated record